Molecule: messenger RNA, 1020 nt
Organism: Bathycoccus prasinos
Lineage: Eukaryota; Viridiplantae; Chlorophyta; Mamiellophyceae; Mamiellales; Bathycoccaceae
Exons: 1
Coding region: 1-1020 (339 amino acids)
Biological process (GO): transcription initiation at RNA polymerase II promoter
Cellular component (GO): transcription factor TFIIE complex
Source: RefSeq, a predicted model, not a curated record
AUGUCGGGGAAGAAAAAAUCUUCGAAAUCGGGAGGCAAAUCCACCCUGGAGGAAACUCUGAAGAAGUACCGCAAAGGCGAGAAAGCGGCGGCGAAGAUCAUGAUUGACGUCGCCCGCGAUCGAGCUGCGUUGGACGCGCGAUCGGAAGCGCAACAAGAUCGGAUACGGAGACAAGCGGAGCAGGAGAGGCAACGACAGGAGGAGAAAUUGAAGAAAGCAAACGCAAAGUUGUUGAAAGAUAGGGAGGCGGCGUUACAGGCGCAGGCGGGCGGGAAUCAACCGCAACAAGUACUACACGUUCCGACGUCUUUGCUCGCGCGACAAAAAGCGACCAUUGAUUGCCUGAAAAGAACGAGAGAGCAAAUGACGAACAGCGAGUUGAAAGCUUUGCUCGGUUUUGACACGCACCUCGAUAAGCAGUCGGAGUUGUUUUUGACUUUGAAAGCGAACGAGAAGAUUUUGUACGACGAGAAGAGAGAUACACUGAAGUAUAAGCCGAAAUUCGACAUACAGAAUAAGAACGAGCUUUUAGGGUUGAUUGUGAAGCACGCGGAUGGGGUGUUGGAGGAAGAUUUAGGCGAUAGUUACGACGGCGUGUUGGUUGACGUGAUGAAGUUGGAGGAAAGCGGAAAGGUGUGGCGAGUGCAAAAUUCAGAGACGAGGAAGUGGGUGACGUAUCCGAGGGUGAGCGUCGUGGAUGAAGACGGUGCGAAUAAUAAGGAGGGAGAAGAGGAGGAGGAGGAGAACGUCAACAAAGAGUUGAUCGACGAGGAGUUUGUGAAGAUGUACGCCGAGGUGAAGAUUCCGGAGGAGGAGGCUGAAUUUGAUAAGGAGUUGCGAAAAGCGAACAUGGAACCGGCGGCGAAACGGUCGUUUCGAAAGGUCUCGCGAGAAGAACUCGAGGCGGAGAAGAAAUUGAUGAAAAAGAAGAAGCGAGCACCGAACUUUGAGAGAAUGAAAUUGACAAACGUACACAUGAAAGAUUUGUUCAAAGGCGACGCGCCGGAUGCGCUCGUAUAG